Messenger RNA from Arthroderma uncinatum, 255 nucleotides. RefSeq lists its product as uncharacterized. Bases 1 to 255 code for a protein of 84 amino acids. The record is from RefSeq and is a predicted model, not a curated record. NCBI's taxonomy places the organism in Eukaryota, Fungi, Ascomycota, Eurotiomycetes, Onygenales, Arthrodermataceae. The transcript has a single exon.
AUGCCCGUCCCACUCGGUCAAGACAAGGGCUCAGCGAAGAAGGAUCACUCUACAUCAGGCCCUCAUGGCAAAUCCAACGUCAACGAUCCGCUGUCGUCUCCCUCUACCAUCACUACAACUACAACCUCCGAGUCUCGAAACACUUCUCAGACACCAACAGUCCUAGGCCCGGGCCUUAUGACCCAGGCAGAGGUCGAUCGACUAUACGAGGAACGCAUGGAGGAGGAGUACGCGAAGCGAGAAGGGGGCGCUUGA